This is a messenger RNA of Diaporthe amygdali, 1494 nucleotides long. RefSeq lists its product as uncharacterized. Lineage: Eukaryota; Fungi; Ascomycota; Sordariomycetes; Diaporthales; Diaporthaceae. The record is from RefSeq and is a predicted model, not a curated record. Gene Ontology annotation, molecular function: heme binding; oxidoreductase activity, acting on paired donors, with incorporation or reduction of molecular oxygen; iron ion binding. The transcript is spliced from 6 exons. Bases 1 to 1494 code for a protein of 497 amino acids.
AUGGCCUUGAUUGAGCUUGUUACUGCUCUGCCGGAGAGCGUCCAACGUUCUGUGCCGACCAUUGUGACAAUUUCGGCGCUGUAUUUAAGCUGGAGGCUAUGGAGGUUCUCUAUUUCGCCUGCUUUACAUCCGAAUCAACCGAGGCCGCUCCCAUAUCUCGUGCCAUUCUUCGGGCACAUCGUGUCCAUGGCUCAGAAUGCAGGCGCCAUAUUCACUCGCGGCAGAGAAUACUUUGGGAACACUCGAGAGAUCUUCACUGUUACCGUUAUGGGAGAGGAUAUGUACAUCGCCACCUCGCCCGGCGACGUUGUCGCGGUCUACCGUGAUACCCAAAAGCUUGAUUUUGAUGCCUUCAUCAAGGACAUCAUGCAUGACUUCGGAUGCACCAAUGAAACACUUGAGAAGAUGUUUGAUUCUACUGGGAAGCCAAAGCACUGGAUGGACAAAAUUCACGACGACUUCAAGCUCCAAAUGCAUCCUGGAGAUCGUCUGAAAAGUGUCGAAACCCAAUUUUUGGGCAACAUUGACCGUCUAAUGAAUUUUGACUCGAUUCCCGGUACCUGCAUCCUGGAGUCAACUAGAGACUCCAAACUCGUCUCCUUGUGGAGUUGGACUUGGAUUGUUUUGGCAGAAGCUGCCACGCAGGCAUUCUUCGGGGACGGCAUUUUUCAGGUGGCUCCCAGUGUUCUUGAUGAUUUCUGGACCUUCAAUUUGGAAGCCUGGAAGAUACACUCCAAGUACCCCCGAUUUGCGGCCCCUAAAGCAUUCAAUGCCCUGGAGCGAAGUGUGGCGGCAUUUGUCGAUUACCUGCGUUUACCGAAAGGCCAGAGACCUGGGGCCUGUUGGCUUGUCGAACAGCUUGAACGAGUCUGCAAAAUCUGCAACAUUAACACGAACGCAUAUCGGCAGUGCUUUUGGUGUUUGUCUUAUCUUCUACAUGACAAGACACUACUCGAUGAGAUCAAGAAGGAAAUGCAACCAGCUUGGAAGCACCACACUGUCGACCUGCACUAUCUGCUCAACAUGUGUCCACUCCUUGCGUCUUUUUACGAAGAAAUGCUGAGAGUGAAUAAUGAACCUGUUGGCAUUCGUUUAGUUGCGUCGUCUGUGAUAAUUGGUGGGAAGGAGUUGCAGCCUGGCCGCAAACUUUUGAUGCCAUAUAAGCAAUUGCACAUGGAUCCAUCUGUUUUUGGUACCAAUGUCGACAGUUUUGAUGCACGGCGUUUCAUGAAUGAAAAGAGUUUGGAGCGCAGCACUAGCUGGAGACCCUUUGGGGGCGCUAAGACACAUUGCCCUGGCCGGUUUUUGGCAAGGAGAGAGGUGUACAUGUUUCUGGCUCUUGCUAUCUUCCGGUUUGAUGUCAAGCUUGUUCCUGGGCCUGGCGAAAAUGUGCCUAGGUUUCCUCGCGCAGACACGUCUAUUCCUGCUGGUGGCUUGCUGCCUCCAAAAAUUGGAGACGAUGUCUUCAUGGAGGUCAGACGCAGCAAACUGUAG